AAUGAAAAGAAAACGACCAUACAACAAUCAUGCUCAGCAACAGCGCGAUGUUCAACAUAUUCCUCACAACAAUCCAAAUGGGCAACAAGACCGCUACAAUACACCUGGACCAAGCAUUGGCUCCUCAUCCGGAUUUAUACCUCUCAGCAAUGGACAUCGUGCACCACAAUCGCAUCCUCCAAGUCAUGACUCAAGGAUGAAAACUCCACGCAGAACUAACCAACCACCCUCGCGAUCGCCCUACAACAACAAUAAAUCUAACCACCAUCACAAGUCAAAAAAACAGGUUGAUAAGCCAGCUGCUGUUAUAAACUCCUCAGCACCUCUUAAAAAUUCGAAAGGAGCUCCUCCUGUUCAAGUUACCAAUACUACGCGGAAAAGCAUUAUUGAUAAGAAGGAUGAUAUUGAUAAGAUAGACAUAAUUGAUAAGAAAAGAAGUGUUGAAAAGACUGACAGUAAUGAGGACAAGGAUAUCAUUGUCUUAGAUGAACUGUCCUCUACCUCUCCGGAUCAUGAUAAAUCAUGGUCAAAAAGAAGGAAAGUUAUAUCCAUUGCGAGUGAUGAUGAAGAAAAAACUGAUGGUGUUGAGGAUCAGGCUUCUAGUUCAAAUCAGCAUUCUUCCGGGCCCAGUAAAGAUAGUGAAAAUGUUCUUCCACAUAAAUAUAUCAAUCAUUUGACAUCUGCCCUGCGAAAGUAUCAUACGAACCAAAUGCAAGAUAAAGCAUUUUUGGACAGGAAACUCUUUCUUCGAGAUGGAAUUCAACGAAUUGUUGGCCAAAAUUUUGGAGAGGGAGUACUUCACUUGACUGGUUCGUCCAUGUCUGGUUUUGGAACAAUGAAAUCUGAUGCAGACUUUGCAUUGGUAUUUGACCCACAACUCAACACAAUAUCCAAGAAAAAGUCUCGUAAUGUCAUUACACGUCUUGCAUCAUGUCUAAGACGGCAAGCAUUUUGCGCAAACGUUGAGAUGAUAUUUGCAAAGGUUCCUAUCAUCAAGUUUUUCGACAAAAUCAGUAGCUGUGAUGUAGACAUUAAUAUCAACAACAUAGUUGGUAUCAAGAAUUCUUUUCUACUGCGGUCUAUUUCAUUAGCUGAUGACCGUAUUCCACCACUUGUGAUAGCCCUAAAAGCCUGGGCCAAGUCACAUGACAUCAACUCUGCCUUCAUGGGCUCUCUCUCCUCCUACCUCUUAGUCACAAUGAUGAUCUACUUUCUACAGAAUGGUGUCUCCCCUCCCAUGUUACCGCCACUGAAACAAUAUGUAGACAGUCUACAGUCUGUUAAUGUCAACACUCAACUUCAGCAGUUUGUGCCAAAAACUUUCCUAAAGUUCGAAGUGCGUAACAAGGAAGAAAUUGGCGAGAUCUUUGUGAAGUUUUUCAGGUUUUGGGUGAAAAAGUUUAGACAGAACAAGGUGUUUUCAGUGUACACAGCACAGGAAAAGAUAAGAACGUACAAUACUCCUUACUUGGAUACCAGUGCUUAUGUGCUCGUAUUAGAAGAACCGUUCCAGAAGGACAACAUUGCUAGAGCAGUUCGACCUCAGCAGUUGGGCGAAGUCAAGGAUAAGUUUCAACAGGCAUGCGACCAGUUUAAAGAUAUUGCUAGGUUUGAUGAGUUGUUUGGUGAACUGACUUAGUCGUUGGAAUAUUCACAUUGUUACCUUCAAGAGGUAAUCAAUUCUACAGAAAUAAAGAAAGCAUGAAGUAGCUCCGGAGUGUCGACUUCUACUGAGAUUUAAAAGAUACAAGGUUCAGACCAAGAAUCUAAAGAAUUUUUUUAUGACGACAGGUUAUUUACAGCUACUAAAUUUCAGCCAGUCGAAAUAAAGCAGGGCCCUUUAUUGUCUGGUUCGGGGAUUUUUAACGUUCUGUUUUUUAAUUCUAUGACAGAAAUCAUGAGAACGGGUUUAUAAACACUACUGUGCUUAUUUAUUAUGUUUAUAGAUGAAACGAGAUAUAUUAACUUAUAUAUUUUCAUCGAUCUUUAUUAUGGCCUAUUUUUAUUUAUUUUAGGUACCGUAUAGUUUAAUUCAGUGAUAUUUUUCAUUGUAUCGUGAUCUAUGGGCUACAGUUAAUUUAUUGUAAUGAUUUCAACCGUUCCACGUUAUCGAUUAACGAGGCCAGGGCUGCAACAAACCAUUUUGACCAACAAAUGUUUUUGCCCUGUUAACGUUUCCUUUCUCUUCAAAUAUUUGGAAUUUUAUACAUGUUAUGACCCAGAAAGUAUAAACUUUUCAUCUAAUAUUGAACUUUCAUUCCAAUAAACUGUACUUUGCUCUCGUCAAAUUGAACACUAAAUCCGAUAUUAAUGUUUCACAAUUCCCAGUUUUACAAUCACCUCAAAACUCACCACACGCUCCU
Messenger RNA from Bolinopsis microptera, 2363 nucleotides. RefSeq names its product poly(A) RNA polymerase GLD2-like. Lineage: Eukaryota; Metazoa; Ctenophora; Tentaculata; Lobata; Bolinopsidae. The transcript has 9 exons. The record is from RefSeq and is a predicted model, not a curated record. Gene Ontology annotation, molecular function: poly(A) RNA polymerase activity. The coding region runs from base 2 to 1639 and encodes 545 amino acids.